AUGAUCGCUGAAGAACUUCUUUUAUUGCCUCAAAAGAUACCAGAAAAGAAUUCGACUAAAACAAUAAAAUGGCAUGUUAUUAUUCUUUUUGUGUUUUUUUAUUAUAUUGGAUUGAUCGUUGGUACUGCUGGCACAUUUUGGAUUGCAAAAAGUCACUUCUCUCAGUUUGUCGACACAGAAAAUUCUCGAAUGAAACUUUCUUUUUCCCGAAUGCUAAAAGGAAAUCUGAGCAAAUGCGAUGCCGAGAAGGGAUUGUUGGAAAGUGAGAGAGCGAAAAUGAAGACCAAGCUUGAAGGAAUCCCUUCAACUGAUUCGAAAUGUCAUUUCGCGUGGAGAUACUUUAAUAACUUUUGCUAUUACUAUCAGGGUUUCACCAGAAAUGCUCAAGGAGACAUAGUGAAAUAUGACUGGAAAACAGCCGAGUCGAACUGUGUGUUGUUGGGCGGACAUUUGGUGUCAAUUCACUCGUAUGAUGAGUUGAAUUUCAUGAAAAAGUUGAUCAUCCCGGAUGUUGACAUGAAAUCGUUGAACCCGAAAGCGCUUCCUCAUAAUCCGUGUGCUUACACCGAGUUCUACGUUUGGAAUGGUCUGCACAUCGUGAAUGGAACAAGAAAGUUGAGUGAUGGAAGUGCUGAUGAUUAUCAUGGAAAUGGAGAUGAUUACUCGCGUGGUCUCAACUAUAUGUUUUGCAACGAUGAUGCAAACGAGAACAACUAUCACUAUUAUGGAGGUAGUGACUAUGCAGAGGCAAGAGACGAGUGUCGCUUGCUUGGCGGAAAUCUUGCUAUGCCGCGAGACACCAACGAGAAUGCGGCGAUCGGGAAUGCGGCCGGAACGUUUGCGCUAAUCGGUGUCCACAGGCGAUCGAAUGGGGAAUGGUUCUACGAUGAUGGAACUCCGAGUUCUUAUCAGAACUGGGCUCAAGGUUGUUCAAAAGAUUGGAUAUUUUUCGAAGACAAUUGCUACUAUUUCUUUAAUAAAAAUCUGCAAAUGCGAAACGAAAAAUUCACUCGAACCAGCGCCGAAUCAGCAUGCAAUAGGAUGGGCGCUCAUCUUGCCUCGAUUCACAGCUCUCGUGAAAACGAUUUCUUAUUGAAUCAAAUUUUCACAAAUUUUUUCCAUGAUGGAACAUCGUGUGUAAAUGCUGGAGUGCUAAUCGGUUUAUCGUGCUCGCCAAGGACAGCUUAUUCGAAUUCAUGGAUAUGGAGUGAUGGAACAAGUGUCGAUUAUUUUCCAAGAGAAAACGUCUUGUGUCGGCCCGAGUAUUCGAUGAUCAAUGACAUAAAUUGCUUCUCGGAAUAUGUCUGGAAUGAUUGGCCCGAGUGGCUGAGAGGCGUCUCUCGGUACAUCUGCAAAAAGGCACAGAAUAAAUAU
Messenger RNA from Mesorhabditis belari, 1374 nucleotides. The record is from the annotation of a GenBank genome assembly. NCBI's taxonomy places the organism in Eukaryota, Metazoa, Nematoda, Chromadorea, Rhabditida, Rhabditidae.